AUGGGCGUUAAGGUGGCCCGAGCCGUGCUAUUUUAUUACUUCAUCAUGGUAGAAACGAUUUUGUCCGUCGUUUUCAAUGCAUUCAGUAUUAUAAGGAUGGCAUGGCCUUCUUCGCAGACAUCGUUGGCACAAUGCUGGGAGCAGCUGAUGGUAAAGGUGCAAGAAAUUCAAGCUCUGUACCGCUGUGCAAUAGAAUCAAAGCGACCAUUUCAAAUUUUUUGGCUGUGGCUGUUCUCGCUGUCGAUAGCAUACUGCAUCUUUCUCACCUAUUUGGUUUUCUCUUCAACAAUAAAGUUCGUAGUGGAUAGGAAUCACUAUAUCUUCUACAGUUUGCGCGUAUUUUCAUACCUAUCGCAUACGACAGCUGGUGCUUCAUUCGCGCUAUUUUCAAUGUUGCUAAGAACUUUGAUAGUGGAAAUGAAAACAGUCAUUCGCCGGACCAACGUCACCGAAACUCAGUUGCGUUCUAUGAUACAGCUGUAUCGACACAUUCAACAAAUUAUAGAAAGAUGUUGUACUGUUUAUGGUUGGGUUUUGAUACUUAUUUUCUUUGAACAUUUCCUGAUACUAACGGAUCGAUCCUUUUUUGCGAUACGUAUGUAUCGUCUACCGAUGGGGUUCAGCUUCAAUCAAGUGAUCUCCAUGUCAAUGUCUUGGGUGUUUCCAUUAGCUUUGAAUGAUACGAUGCUUAUCGGAGCUUGCGUUGCAACGGAACGGGCGCUGCACGCGUUUGAAAAACAACUAUGCUCGUUACGCAAUGCGACAGUAGAAGAUGAUAGUGAUCUCGCCUUCAUGAUCACCAGUUUCGGUCUGUAUGUUGCUGAGCGGAAACCAAAGUAUCGUAUCCUGAAUUCAAUCAACUUAAAUUUUAGUUUGCUGUACGGGAGCUGUGGAGUCAUCGCUACCUAUUUAACUGUGUUUCUACAAUUCGACACUCAGAAUGUUUAA
This is a messenger RNA of Anopheles maculipalpis, 948 nucleotides long. RefSeq lists its product as uncharacterized. NCBI's taxonomy places the organism in Eukaryota, Metazoa, Arthropoda, Insecta, Diptera, Culicidae. The record is from RefSeq and is a predicted model, not a curated record. Gene Ontology annotation, biological process: sensory perception of taste. The coding region runs from base 1 to 948 and encodes 315 amino acids. Gene Ontology annotation, cellular component: membrane. The transcript is spliced from 3 exons.